Molecule: messenger RNA, 1937 nt
Organism: Pundamilia nyererei
Lineage: Eukaryota; Metazoa; Chordata; Actinopteri; Cichliformes; Cichlidae
Product: protein FAM13A-like
Exons: 13
Coding region: 249-1937 (562 amino acids)
Biological process (GO): signal transduction
Source: RefSeq, a predicted model, not a curated record
GACAAGCUCUAAUCUGUGCUCAUGGUCUGCCGGUAGUGACAGGACUUCCUCAGACUUUUUUUCCCCCUUGGUUGGAUUAUAUGUGUUUUUUAGAGUAUCUGAAUGGCUCAGUGUGAGGCGCAAAAGAUUCCCAGCCCUGGGAAAAGUCUAGUGUGUCCUGGAAAAGAGUGAGGAGCGGAGGAGGGGAGCCAGCUGUACUUUUUCUCCUCAUCUUUCCCCGGAGUGCCGGCGUUUUUUUCUGUGGGAGAAUGGGGGCAGGAGCUAUGACCAUCUGUCACAACAAGGCGGCGGUGCAGGUUAAAGAAGACAUGAAGAAGAUGGUCCAGAUGCCCAUCCCGCGACCCAGGAUAGUCGCACCCAAGCACACCAAGGUGUUUGGAGCGUCUCUGUUUGAGUUGCGAAACCAGGGGCUGCUGGAGGAUGGAGUGCCUCUGGUGGUGCGGAGGAUGGUGGAGCAUCUCCGCAAGCAUGCACUGCAUCAGGAAGGUCUGUUCAGGGUAAAUGGAAACGUCCGUGCUGUGGAGACCCUGAAGCAGCAUUUGGAGGGUGGUGGUGAUGUGAACCUGCUCUCUGAAUCUGAUUCCUGUACUGUUGCCAGCUUGCUCAAACAGUACCUGAGAGAUCUCCCCGGGGGUCUGGUAGUCAUGACAGUCCAGCAGGCACUAAUACAGCACUACCAAGAGCGUGGUGGUGAUGAUGACACCUGGGCAGACGUGAGACACCUUCUCCUGCAGCUUCCAGAUGUCCACUACAGUCUCCUGCACUACCUCUGCCACUUCCUCACCCUUGUGGAGAGCAGCCACAAGGACAACCGCAUGACUGCCCUCAACCUCGCUACUGUGUUUGGACCCAGCGUGUUCCACGUGGCUCCUGGAUUUGAAGCACUUAAGGACCAGAACAUCUGUAACAAGAUCAUGGCCAAACUUAUCCAGAACUACAACAAUAUCUUUGAGACCAACACAGACAGAGAAGACUACGCAAAAGAAGAGGCAUCGCCUAUCAUUGCCGAGGAGACUCAAGUGGCAGAUGCAGACACAAAGAAUUCAUCCAGCCAUCUCGAUGCAAAGACAACAACCCCACUUACUAGGAUGAAAAUUGGCCACCUAAACCAAACAGGAAAUGCAGAACUUCUGAAGAAAUCCUGCACCAACGCUCGAAAUGCAAAAACAAGAAAAAAGAAGGUGAGGAAAGGGAAAAUUGACAGCAUGACUCAAGUGGUCCCCCAACCCAGCCUCUCUUCCAGGGCGCCCUACCACGCAAAACCUUUCUCCAUACCGAUAGUUUUGCCCCUGACCUCAGAGCUAAGGACCCCCAGCGCAGAAGCAAUGGAAACCACAUCCAUGUCUCACCAAGCCACCUCAGACACUGCCUCCCACGUCGACCCUCACGACGUCAGCCUCUCUGAAAGCAUGAAGGGCCUCAGCAGCUCCCAAGAUGAAGACAGACCAGUAUCUCCUUUCUACAUGAGUAACCACCUCUCGCCCGUCCACUACAGACCUGGUGUGGUAAAUUUUCUGGACAGGACCAUACGCUCAGCAGUGGAGCAGCACCUCUUUGAUGUGAACCCCUUAGAGGAUCAGCAUUCAGACGCCCACGAAUCGACCCCGUGCCCUUCACGGGUGACACUAACAGCGAGGCAGAGACGUAGGCACCAAAGAGAGCAGCAGCAUCAGGAGGAGGGCCGGAAACACAGGGAAAAAAACAGAGCGCCUUCCGUCACAGGAGACACCAACAAGGAGAACGUCCCGUCGAGCAGCAGUUCAGGCAGCGUGGGGGAAGACAUGAGCAGCCGUGUGGACUCACAGGAAGGCCAGAGAAGUCACGCUGAGCGAACCCCCAAACCCAGGAAGCCAAAAAAGAGCCCAACUCUCAUGCAGCUAAGCGAGAACACGGCUGCCCACGCAACUCUUGAGUACGACUUCACAGUUGGCUCUUAA